Malania oleifera is the source of this 2500-nucleotide messenger RNA. RefSeq names its product auxin-responsive protein IAA27-like. The transcript has 5 exons. Gene Ontology annotation, cellular component: nucleus. Lineage: Eukaryota; Viridiplantae; Streptophyta; Magnoliopsida; Santalales; Ximeniaceae. Gene Ontology annotation, biological process: regulation of DNA-templated transcription. The record is from RefSeq and is a predicted model, not a curated record. Bases 1165 to 2193 code for a protein of 342 amino acids. Gene Ontology annotation, molecular function: protein binding.
AACAAACAUGUCUCGUGUCAGAGAAGAUCACAAUCCACCAUAACCAAAACCCUAGAACAGUCCAAGCUGCUCUGAUCUCCCAAACUGCCGUUUUUUCUUUUUCUUCUGAUACACACAAAUCUCGUAAUGUAAUGCUCGUAGUGUCUGCUGUCAGCUUUCCAGAAAUUCCCAUUACUUUCUAGGGUUUCGGAUUGAAUUCAUCGCCUAGUACAUUUUCACUCCCCCAGCCUUUUUUCCUCCCCAAAUUCCUUGUUCCCCACAUUUUCUUUUCUUUUCCUUUUCCUUUUCCGUUUCCCUUUUUCCAUUUUCCUGAGAAUCGCAACACCAGAUGAGCCAAAACUCCGAGAAAAUUUUUGGGGCGCGAAUUGGGACAAGAUGCGCUCGUCCAAUCUCUUUCUGCUGUUCCGUGCAAUCUGAUUCUGGUCAUGUCUGCUUCCUCUGUAUUAUACAUACAUACAUGCAUACAGCCUCGGCGCACAUUAGCCCUUCUGAUGGAGGUAUGCGUAUUCCCAGUUCACUCUAGCAUUCUCGGCGCAUGUUAGUUCGUCACUCUUUUUUUCUUUUAUGUGCAAGUAUGAAGGAAUAUGUGAAUUUUUUUUUCCCCCUCAAAGGGAAAAAACAAAAGGCAAUGAAAGAAAGCUGCCCGUAACUUUCUAUGAUUUGUCGGGGUUGUUGCCCAGAAAAGUGGAAUUGAAAAUAUUAUUUAAAAAAAAUAAAAUCUCCAACAGUUUGAUUCUCUGUGCAUAAAUCUUAAAAGUUAUUGAGAAUGAUUAUUUAAAAUAUUAGUAAAUGGGAACAAGAGUGUAUUGAAUUUAGAGUUUUAAUUAUUUCAAACACACAUUAUAAGAAUUUCUCUUAUUAACAGUGGAGGAGAGUGAUUAGAGACAAGAUUAUGUGCAAAAUAAAGGAUGGCUUCUGAAAAACCAGAGAAAGUUCCCUUCUCUUCUCCCUCACCUCUCCUCUCCUCUCUCUCUUGGCCUCUUCUCUCAUCAAAGCCAGCUCCUUUUUGCUGAAUACUCAUUUUGAUUGAGCUGAGAUUGUCUUUUUGAGUCUCUUCUUCUUCUCUGCUGACUGCACCCUUUUUCGUGCUUUCUUCUAGCAUAUGAUAUCUCUGAGGCAAGCUUAAGCUUAAGCUUCCCCAUCUUCUUGUUGAAGUUUUCAUUGAUGUCUGUGCCCUUAGAACACAAUUACAUAGGCCUAUCAGAGGUUUCUUCAGUGGAAAUCUCUGAGAAGAUGUGUAGCUUGUCUGAAGAAAAGAAUCAGAGGAGCAAUGGUCUCAACUUGAAGGCUACUGAGCUGAGGCUAGGCUUGCCUGGGUCUGAGUCUCCUGAGAGGAAUGAUGGACUUGGGGGAGCCCUGUGUAAGGGGUUGGUGGUGGUGGAGGAUAAAAGCGGGUACCCGCUUGGGGUUGUGAAGAACUUGGUGUCUGGGGCGAAGAGGGGCUUCUCUGACGCCAUAGAUAAUGGUUCUGGGAAGUGGGUAUUCUCUGGCGGUGGUGGUGGAUCUGAGGUUGACUUGCCCAAAGGAGGUGGUGCUUUGUUCUCUCCCCGAGGUGCUAAUGGUGCUGGUGGUGGUGGGAAGCCUCUUGGUGGGUCGGAAAGUGGCAAUCAGCAGUUGCCGCCGUCCAUGAAAGAUGUCGUUCCGCAGUCGCCAAAGCCGGUGCCGGAGAAGAAGCCUCAGGGUGGUGCUGCUAAUGGCCAUGGGUUUGCUCCCUCAGCAAAGGCACAGGUGGUUGGAUGGCCCCCAAUUCGUUCAUUCCGAAAGAAUACCAUGGCGAGUAAUCCUCCUAAGAAUAAUGAUGAUGCAGAAGGGAAGUCGGGUUCCGGAUGUCUGUAUGUAAAAGUCAGCAUGGAUGGCGCCCCCUACCUGAGGAAAGUUGAUCUCAAAAACUAUGGCAGCUAUAUGGAACUCUCCUCGGCUCUUGAGAAGAUGUUCAGCUGCUUUACCAUUGGGCAGUGUGGCUCACAUGGAGUUCGCACCCGAGAUGGGCUGAGUGAGAGUCGCUUAAUGGAUCUUCUCCAUGGUUCUGAAUAUGUACUGACUUAUGAGGACAAGGAUGGCGAUUGGAUGCUAGUUGGUGAUGUUCCUUGGGAGAUGUUCACCGAUUCUUGCAAGAGACUCAGGAUAAUGAAGAGUUCAGAGGCAAUUGGGCUUGCUCCUAGAGCCAUGGAGAAAUGCAAAAGCCGCAACUAGCGCAGCCCUGUGAUCAUGCAUUCUCUUCAAACAAGGUGGCAUUCAUCCGAACUCUUAAAUCCCCAAACCAUAAAAGAGGUUGGACUCUGUUGUUUUCCUAAAUUUGUAUGUUUUUGAAUAUUUUGAAAGACUUUGUGCACUAGAAAAAACAUUCUAGUAGGCAAGAGAUAUCUCCGUAGAAUUACAAUUCCAAGGUUUCUUAGGUUUGCCCUCCCAAAACUUUCCUCCUCCUCCUCCUCCCAUGUAUUCUGAUUGCUGGCCUCUUGAGGCUUCAAUAUUUAUGUAAAUGGUUUGUCUGUUGUCGCAA